AAACACUGGUUUAAAGGCAGAGGCGGGAGGAAGCUCAGCUGAGAGAGGACAGGGACCACCGACCCCUGCGGGCUGGAUGACAGCUCUUAAAGAAGGAGGAGCUGCAAAAUGAUAGAGAACCCCACAAACAAGACCACAGAUCUCAGAGGCAUGAGAAUCAGGCUUUCUCAGCAGAGAAGAACAUGACCUCAGCUCACUGGGAAAGAAGGGGGAGCAGCAGAUUUACCAGAGGACCCCAGACUGAAUCUUGGUUCUGUACCUCAACUACCUACAUGACCUUGAGUAUGUGAUUUCCCUUCUCUGAGUUUCUUCAUCUGUAAAAAUGAGGAAUUUGUAGUUAAUAGUCACCACGUUCCCUUGCAACUCCAAAUCUAAGCUGGUGCCCAAGAGAUGACCUGGAAGUAGCCUGGAGCAAAAGUACGUGGAUUACUCUGGUCUGGUGUGUCAGGGAAUAUGAGACAGAAAGAACCACCUGUGCUGGUCCAGUGGGCUUGGUCAAGGAUGCACCAUCUUCUGAAGGGAGCCCAGUUUCCGUGAGUGAAAGAAGAAGCAGAGGAGAGUCGAGAAGAAGAAAUCCAGGAUGAGAAGAGGCUUGGCCUCGGCUGAACCAGUGGCUUUGAAAAAAGAGCGAGGGUCACCAUGGGGCGGUGGUUCCGGGCAGCAGAGGGCCCUCUUGGGUCAGAGCCCGAAGGCCUUUGAGAGGAGGAGAGGAGGAGCUGCCCCCUCGCCAGAACCGAUGACCCGAGGUUCUGCUCCCGCCCUAUACCUGCCCAUCGAGUUGCACAAGAUGGGCUCCUUCCGAAGGCCAAGGCCCCGCUUCAUGAGCUCCCCGGUGCUGAGUGACCUGCCCCGCUUCCAGGCCGCCCGCCAGGCCGUGCAUCUCAGUUCCAAUUCUGCCUGGAACAGCGUCCAGACUGCGGUCAUCAAUGUGUUCAAAGGAGGAAGCCUGCAAAACAAUGAGCUAUUCCUGCUGAAUGAAAACAUCAGGCGCCUGCUGAAGAGUGAGCUUGGAUCUUUCAUUACAGACUAUUUCCAGAACCAGCUGCUUGCUAAAGGACUCCUGUUUGUGGAAGAGAAGGUUCACCUGUGUGAAGGUGAAAAUCGAAUUGACCUUCUGGGUGAAGUAUGGGAUCACUUCUUCACUGAGACCCUCCCCACCCUGCAGGCGAUAUUUUACCCUGUUCAGGGGCAGGAGCUGACUAUCCGCCAGAUUGCCCUGCUAGGUUUUCGGGACCUCGUUCUCCUCAGAGUAAAGCUGGAGGAGAUGCUUCCUGCGGGACAGGCCAAAGUCCCAUCAUCCAUCGUCCAGAUGCUGCUCAUUCUCCAGAGUGUCCAUGAGCCCACAGGCCCCAGUGAAGGCUACCUGCAGCUGGAGGAGUUGGUGAAACGGGUUGUCUCUCCCUUCCUUGGCACCAGCAGCGGGGACCGAGUCUUCUCAAGUGCUGCUUGUGCGCUCGCACGCCGGCAUUCUCGAGCCCGCCCCAAGGUGACGGGCCUGAACUACUCGCAGACAGCAGUGACCCCCCGACCUCUCCACGAAAUGGCCUUGACCCCCCUGACGGAACAAGAGGGGGAGGCAUACCUAGAAAAGUGUGGCAGCAUCCGCCGCCAUACCGUGGCCAAUGCCCACUCAGACAUCCAGCUGCUUGCCAUGGCCACCAUGAUGCACUCUGGCAUGGGGGAAGAGUCCGACGGCAGCGAGAAAUGCCUGCUCCUCCCACCCAGCUUCCCUCCCCACCGGCAGUGCUCCAGCGAGCCCAACAUCGUAGACAGCCCCGAGGAAAUAGAGGAAGGGGUGGCAGACGUUCAGGAGCAUGGGGAGCUCAGCUGUACAUCUCUCAGCUGAGCUGCUUGCCUUGGUAAGGCAGGUAACCCCAGAAGAAAGAGAACCCCCAGGCAAGAAUUUCUCUGUGGCCAGAGAUUACCCCAGAAAAUCAGAAAGUUUGUCCUUCCAUCUAAGGAACACUUCAUUUCACUGUUUGGGGAAGUUUCAGAAGCAAGCCGGGUUUAAUUCUGUCUUCAAGGUCACAUCCAAAUGUCAGGAUGUUCGUUUCCCUUCGGUGAUACUGCCUCCACAUCCCUCUGUGAACCUCGUCCUCUCUCUUUGGACCAGAUAUUGUCUGACAUCUUGAAGACCCGGUUCAGUAGCACCCCUGUCCUGAGUCUCUGGAUUCGAAACCUGUGGUCCAGGCAGCCUCUUCUAAUGAUCCCUAAGGCAGGUCCCUUCAACAGUGAAUUCUCUUGUGCUGCAAGGGGUAUUUAUUCUUCAAUAUGUGUGGCAUUAUUCUAGCAGGGAGUGGUUGACUGGACCUUGGUCACUCGUCUGACAGUACCAACAGGAACAUUUUCCUUGGAGUGUCUUUCUUGUUGCUUUUGAGGCAGAGGAUUAUGGGGAACGCAAAGGAGGAGGAAGACAGAGUUAACUUACCUCCUUCCAUGUUGGGAAAGUGAAAGAUGAGAAACCUCUUAAUUCCUAAGAUUCCAAAUGAAUGAUGGCAUCUUAGGAAUGCUUUGAAUUCAGAGCAUCUUGGUUUGUGUGUUUCAUAUGUAAAGGAAUCGUUAUCCCCAAAAGUGGGACAGGAUGGAGUGUAUGUGGGUAGCAUUUCAAAUCCAGUCAAGAAGGGUGCUGUGACUGGAACCUCUCUGUUGGACCCAGACAAUUCCUCCUUGGGGACCCUUGUCAAAUGCAAAGAACAUGCCUUUGUGUGUGUGUGUGUGUGUGUGUGUGUCCACGAGUGUGUGCGUGUGUGUCCACAAGUGUGCAUGAUGUGUGUGUC
This is a messenger RNA of Phascolarctos cinereus (koala), 2777 nucleotides long. The record is from RefSeq and is a predicted model, not a curated record. Lineage: Eukaryota; Metazoa; Chordata; Mammalia; Diprotodontia; Phascolarctidae.